UCCAUCACUAUUGCCUGUAAUCGAGUGUUCAUUCGACAUUGAAAGUAGCCAUGGCCUGCUCGUCUUGGACAGUAAUGAAAACUUGGGUAUCUCUAUCCUUUAUAGCCUCAAUCUUGUGCUGUAGCGGGGUGUAUGCUCAGCUUACUCCAAACUUUUACAACAAGACGUGUCCGCAGGCAUUGCCUAUAGUCAAAGCAGCAAUAACGCAAGCGCUGGCCCAAGAAGCCAGAAUGGGAGCUUCUCUUCUCCGCCUUCACUUCCACGACUGUUUUGUUAACGGAUGCGAUGGAUCUAUUCUCUUGGACGACACCGCGACUUUCAAAGGAGAGAAGAGUGCUGGAGCCAAUGCCAAUUCGGCCAGGGGAUUCGAGGUGAUAGAUAAUAUCAAGACCCAAAUUGAGAAGGUUUGCAGUGGAGUUGUAUCCUGCGCUGAUAUUUUGGCAGUGGCCACUCGCGACUCUGUUGUCCAAUUGGGAGGUCCAAGCUGGAAUGCAAUGCUUGGAAGGCGAGAUUCGAGGACUGCUAGUCUGAGUGGAGCAAACAGCAAUCUUCCAGGCCCCACUUCGAGCCCUCUCAUCUCAGCAUUCCGAGCCCAAGGACUGUCUGCGAAAGAUAUGAUCGCUCUUUCAGGAGCUCAUACCAUUGGUCAAUCCCGUUGUCAAUUCUUUAGAAGUCGGAUCUACAAUGAAUCCAACAUAGACAAGGCAUUUGCAGCUUCUUUGCAGAAAAAUUGUCCCUUCAACGGUGCUGGUGACAGUAACCUCGCACCCUUGGACUCCACGACAGCUAAUGGUUUCGACAAUAACUAUUACAAAAAUUUGAGAUCUCAGAAAGGCGUUUUCCAUUCCGACCAGGAAUUAUUUAAUGGAGGAUCUGCUGAUGCUCAGGUGACAACAUACAGCACCAAUCAACAAGCCUUUUUCACAGAUUUUGCCGCUGCAAUGGUGAGGAUGGGAAACAUCAAGCCUCUUACUGGAACACAGGGAGAGAUUCAAAAGAACUGCAGAAGAAUAAAUUAAUGUUUAAUGCUUCCCACGUCAUCUGCAUUUGUACUGCGGCUUUGAAUUGAAAAAAAACUUUUUAAUAUGAGAACCGGACAAAUUGUUCUGCUCCAAGUUGUAUUUUCGAAUUGGAAAUAUCG
Molecule: messenger RNA, 1141 nt
Organism: Cryptomeria japonica (Japanese cedar)
Lineage: Eukaryota; Viridiplantae; Streptophyta; Pinopsida; Cupressales; Cupressaceae
Product: peroxidase P7
Biological process (GO): hydrogen peroxide catabolic process; response to oxidative stress
Molecular function (GO): peroxidase activity; heme binding
Source: RefSeq, a predicted model, not a curated record